AUGUUGGAAGGGUCUGUCAAGGAACAAUACGCCAUUCUUGAUGAUUACUGUAAAAGGUUGUUGGCUACCAAUCCUAGUUGUACUGUGAAGUUAAAAACUGAUUUGGGAAUUUUAUUGGUUGCAGUAGGCAUUAACGGUAAUAACUCCAUGUUUCCCAUUGCCUACUGUGUUGCUGAAAAGGAAAACGCUGAGGUUUGGACUUGGUUCUUGGAGCUAUUGAAGGAUGAUCUCAAGAAUUUGAGUCCUACCAAGGUGACAAUAAUGAGUGAUCAUCAAAAAGGAUUAGAAAAUGCAGUGGGAGCCAUCUUUAGUGGGUGUGAGGUGAGGUAUUGUGUUAGACAUCUUCAUGCUAACUUUAAAAAGGAAUAUCCUGGGCUUUUACUUAAGCAACUUUUGUGGGCAACAACUAAUACUACAACACAAGAUGAGUUUCCUCGAGAAAUGCAAGAAGUCAAGGAUAUCUCGAAUGGUGCUUACAAUUGUUUUAUAACAAAAGCCGAGUUGGAGAAGAUGACUCAACCUAUGGGGAAUAUAAUUUUGAAGAUAAUUGAGAAGAAAAAAGAGGUUGCAAAGCAUUGUCUGGUUACUAGGUCUGACAAGUUUGAGUCUCAAGUUCAAUGCAACAAUGGUAGUGUCUUUGUUGUUGAUUUGGAAUUCAGAACUUGUACAUGUAGGAGGUUUCAACUAUCUAGGCUUCCUUGUGGCCAUGCACUAGCUACUAUCUGGUUCAUGGGAGGACUCAACCCAAUUGAUCCACCACCUGAGACGAAGCUGCCUGGAAGACCUAUGAAAGCUAGGAGAAAGGAGACAAAUGAACCUCCAUCUGCUAUAAAGAAAGCUCAAAGAACUAGACAAGUUAAAACAUGCAGCAAUUGUCUGAAAACAGGGCACGGGAGAGAAACAUGCAAAUAUGCUAAGGUUGUUGAGAAUCGUGUGGUCAAAAAGCGAUGUCAUCCACCAUUGCAGAAACCAACUGAAGCCACACUUAAAAGGAAGGAAAGAAGGCUGAAUCAACAUGCUAAAGGAGGAACUAGUGGCGCAAAGAAUGCUCAACCCGAUACUAUCUGA
Messenger RNA from Humulus lupulus (European hop), 1068 nucleotides. RefSeq lists its product as uncharacterized. The transcript is spliced from 5 exons. Bases 1 to 1068 code for a protein of 355 amino acids. Lineage: Eukaryota; Viridiplantae; Streptophyta; Magnoliopsida; Rosales; Cannabaceae. Gene Ontology annotation, molecular function: zinc ion binding. The record is from RefSeq and is a predicted model, not a curated record.